CUGACCGAGUGUUAGGUGACUUGCUUUCUUUGCACGUAUUCUACAGUAAUAUUACGAGUUUUAAUGAAAUAUAAAUCCAAAUAUUCUAACCAUAGACAAGUUUAUAAUGUACUAAAUCAAUAAACCCUAUUAAGAAUUUAAAAUAUCAUAAGAAAUUUAGAAACAACCAAACAAAACAUGUACUUCUCAAGAAAUAGGUAUCGUGUGAUAUCAAUAAGAUUCUUUUUAUACGCAGUGAUUCUGUUUUCGUCAUACCUAUGCGUAUCUUUUUACUUGAUGAGCGAAAGUAUGAAUUUCACCAGUAAGAUCCGAGUCCAAAACAUCACAGCGAUAAAAUUGCCCAACGUUGUGGUACAUUUGGACUUGAAGGGGUUCCCCCCGAAGCUGAGUUACUUGAAGGCUCUGUUGCCAACACUUCAAGAACUUGGCGUGACAGGUUUACUCAUCGAAUAUGAAGAUAUGUUCCCAUAUGAAGGUAGAUUGGUGAAUUUGAGUACGAAAUAUGCUUACAAUAAAACUGAGUUAAAGGAUUUCCUACAAACAGUUAUACACUUCGGCUUCGAUGUGAUUCCAUUGGUACAAACAUUUGGACACAUGGAACAUGUCCUGAAGAACAAGGAGUUUGCUCAUCUGAGGGAGCUACCUACACAGUCCAAUGUUAUCUGCCCUAGUAAGUCGGAAAGUCGCCUCCUGAUCAGACAUAUGUUGGAGCAGAUCAUAAAAUUCCAUCAAAGUAUAUUACCAUUAAAAUAUUUCCACAUUGGAGCGGAUGAAGUUUACCAUAUAAAUAAAUGCAAGCAAUGUUUACAACGUCAUGAAACAAACGCAACAAUAUAUCUCAAGCAUGUAAAAGAAACGACUGACUUCGUGAAGGAGAUAAGUCCUCAAACAACAGUUUUGCUGUGGGACGACAUGCUGCGAAAGAUUUCCAUAAAAGACUGGGGUCACGCUAAGAAUUUGAGAGCAGAACCGGUUUACUGGAGAUACAACAUGAAAGAAAAAAUAUCGCACGCAGCUUUAUAUCAAUAUCACAAGAACUUUGAUGACAUUUGGAUUGCAUCUGCUUUCAAAGGAGCUGAUGGGAUGACUGCAACUUUACCGAUUGUCCAGGACCGAUUGUCAAAUCAUUUAGAUUGGAUGUUGCUUAUACAGAAUUACAAAUUUGGUGGGGAGGUAGACACUCAUAGCUUCAAAGGUAUAAUCUUGACGGGCUGGUCGCGAUAUUUUCACGGAGCACCGCCUUGUGAACUUCUUCCCGUGGCUAUACCGAGUUUAUACCUCAAUUUGUUGUUAAUCAAAAAGUUUAGAGAAGGUCACGACAUGACCAACAGUCAUGACACCAUUGACUUCUUUCACAAAAAUCUUAAAGACGAUUUGACUGAAUGGCUACGUUGUGGUGAAACAGUUGAUCUUGAUGAUAUAGAAACAAAAGCAUGCUCAUUCAACGGUGAUGAUUUGUACAAAGUUAUAUUCAACUCCGAUAUGAUAAUUUCUCACAUUACGUAUAACAUGGAGUUAAUAUUAAAAUAUUAUACAGAUGAUGAAUACAGACAACACAAUAUUCAAAUGUAUAACAAAUAUUUGACUGACAUGUGGUUUUUGGAAAGUAAAAUGAAAAAAGUGUUGGCCAGAUAUUACUACGACAAUUUGCGCAUGAUCCAUUCGGGUCGUCCACGUCAACGCAAGAUGAUCACCGAGCGGUCCACUCGUCGCUCGCUCGGCGAGGCGCUGAACUACUGA
Messenger RNA from Bicyclus anynana (squinting bush brown), 1740 nucleotides. RefSeq names its product hexosaminidase D-like. Gene Ontology annotation, biological process: carbohydrate metabolic process. The record is from RefSeq and is a predicted model, not a curated record. The coding region runs from base 178 to 1740 and encodes 520 amino acids. Lineage: Eukaryota; Metazoa; Arthropoda; Insecta; Lepidoptera; Nymphalidae. The transcript is spliced from 6 exons. Gene Ontology annotation, molecular function: hexosaminidase activity.